Exophiala dermatitidis NIH/UT8656 is the source of this 3753-nucleotide messenger RNA. RefSeq lists its product as uncharacterized. Bases 951 to 3047 code for a protein of 698 amino acids. NCBI's taxonomy places the organism in Eukaryota, Fungi, Ascomycota, Eurotiomycetes, Chaetothyriales, Herpotrichiellaceae. Gene Ontology annotation, biological process: regulation of DNA-templated transcription; cellular response to starvation. The transcript has 3 exons. The record is from RefSeq and is a predicted model, not a curated record. Gene Ontology annotation, cellular component: nucleus. Gene Ontology annotation, molecular function: DNA-binding transcription factor activity, RNA polymerase II-specific; RNA polymerase II transcription regulatory region sequence-specific DNA binding; zinc ion binding.
CGAAGCCCGACUCGAGUGUGUGUCGCCAUCACAGUCCGCGUCCCUCAUGCUCGCCUGCACUCAACUGCUGCUACUACACUCGACUCACCUCUCCCCUCCUCGACCCGCUCAAUACUGUUGUAUACCUGUACCCUCGCCUUCUCGCACUGCAUCCUCCGACAGUUCACGUCGCUUAUGCGUCCAUUGCCAGACAGCAAGAGUCCCUGAUGCGCCCGCCAUUGUUGACGGGUUUCCCCUCCGCCGCCGACUCGCUUCGACUCCGCAUUCUCACGACGCCUGGUACAAUCGCACCCAAGCCUCCGCCAACGCAGUCCGAUACCGACACCGUAAUGCUCAAGGCCUAAUUACAUUCCAUACUCAUCCGGGUUCCUCAAAGUCAUCGUACUCGAGACGCAGAUCCCCCUGGUUCGCUCUCAUCGACGGAGUAUUUCUUCUCGGUCCCCGUCCCACCUGCGCGACACGCUCUCGACUGGCCGGGGUCACAGCGGCGCCUGUCAUCGCUGUAUCGCCAACAAAAGUGCUGAAAGAUCAACUACCUCUGUUACACCUUACGAGGGUCGCACUGCAUUACUCGCCAACCACUUUUCGCGUAGGCUACCUUGGAAAGCCAAACCCUUGCCUGCUGGGCUCCGGGUCUUGCGCCGCUGUCAUACAAGACUGGCGACCUCAUUCACCGGGUUCGUUUGGGGUGCCUCAACUCAAGGUAGUAAUCCAAAGACUCGAUCCACUGUAGCGGGCCACGCAAGCCAGCUGGACACAGAGGUUGACGUGAUUCUGCACGCAAGAGGGGCCUUGUCUCGAAACCAAGAUUUAAAUGCACGCAGCCACUCCACAGGGUUUCAAGCCAGGCCAGACGCUUUGUGGGUGCGGUGACACUGUUGGCGUUCUCUGUGCAAGGCACUUCACGGCCUGCAUGUUCUGGCAGCGAUUGAUGGUCUGCUUAUAACAAUAUGACGGCCUCAGAUGUCGAAGAUGGCCGCUCUCGUUCGGCCUCUCCCGACGACAGUGCAACGGAGCAAGUUGCUAAUGAUAUGGCCGAACCGCAAACCAAGGACGAGAAGCCGAAACAAGCGAAUGGGACACCGUCCACCAAUGCCAAAGAUCCUUCCCGACCCAGAAGGAAGAAGGCACGAAGAGCAUGUUACGCUUGUCAACGGGCUCAUUUGACGUGCGGUGACGAGCGACCGUGCCAAAGAUGUAUCAAACGUGGCCUCCAGGAUGCCUGCCAGGAUGGAGUGAGGAAGAAGGCCAAGUAUCUCCACGAUGCGCCCAAUGAGGCACUCAUGCCAGGUGUCGGAGGGAAUCUCUUCAAUCAUCCAGCGAACAAGCGAAGUUCGACAAUCGCCAGUGAUACGUCGUCGCAGCAGCCAUUCUUCCAACAACCGCAGUCUUUCAACAACUUCCACACGCCUUCGCAGAUGCCUCCGCCGAUGCUGCAUGAGCGAAGCAUGAGCGCGACGAGUUUUCCUCAGCAAUCACCCUUGAGCACUAAUUUCACCAGUGUUGGGUCACAAGUGCCGUUGCAGAGCCCAGUUGUUAGCCACGAUCACGCAUCAGCCAACACUAUGGGCAACACUGCAUGGCCAGGGGCGCUGUUCGAUGACCCGACCAUGUUCAACUUCGACCUCGCCAGCAUGAAUUUCGGCAACCAUUACGGUGCUCUCGAGUUUGGGAUGCUGGGACAUAUGGCGACCAAUGCUGGUGAAACCCCUCCUAGCGACAGUGCCACACACAGAGGGUCCAUGUCGCAGCAGUAUCGGAUGCCUUUAGGAAGUUUCAGUGAAAGCCCGACAGCUCGGCAACAGUUCUAUGGUGACACAAUGAUGCCUGAUUGGUCAAACGGAAAUGACGCCUACAACACUCUCGGGCGGUCCAUGGUACCUAACGCUUUUGCGAUAGAGUCAAGUGCCGCGCACUGGACCUCUCCGGACACCAAUGGCACACCAUCGAACGGUGCCGGCAGGAUUGACGACUCCCCUAUGCUGACAGGCUCAGCGAUCCAGGCUCCUCAGACCGGCCUUGACGGAGUGACCAACAACCAGUCUUCCAACAAUGCUGACCAACGCAACCGGGUCCCUCCCACCAUAUCUACUCCCCAGCUAAAGGCCAAGUCCCAGCUACCAACCAAGAAUAUGAAGCGGCCGCGAGAUCCAUCGUCCAUCUAUACGACGGUGACCAGUCCUCACCCGUACACUGCUGGCUUUCACCGUUGUAUCGCAUACCUGCAGAAACGCUUCGCCACACAGCCCUCAAAGACUCUCGCCAUCGCUAAGUCAUUGGCCUCAAUUCGGCCAUCAUUUAUCGCCACGAACAAGACCUUGAACCGCGAAGAUCUUAUUUUCAUGGAAAAGUGUUUUCAAAGGACUUUAUGGGAGUACGAAGGAUUCAUUGAGGGCGUGGGUACGCCAACAAUUGUCGCUAGAAGAACGGGAGAAGUUGCUGCGGUGGGAAAAGAGUUCCAAAUCCUGACCGGCUGGACAAAAAGCGUCCUCUUGGGCCGAGCUCCGAACCUCAAUGUGAAUAGGGGCCAGUCUGGUCAGACGCCUGCAGGAGGAUCCGGCACCACCACUGCACGGGCGACAGGCUUCAACACGCCGACACGCGCUGGUGGCCAAGAUGCAGGGACUGACGAGAAGCGAGCACAGCCUGUUUUCCUGGCCGAAUUUCUCGAUGACGAUUCGGUUGUUCAAUUUUAUGAAGACUUUGCCAGGCUGGCAUUCGGAGACAGCCGUGGCAGCGUAAUGGGGAGAGGGAAACUCCUCAAAUAUCGGACCAAGGAAGACGAGCUUGCCCAGAAUUUCAAUGCGGAGGUCGAUGGGCAUAACGACGAUGGGCGACAAACCAAUGGUGGAGACCCCCGUCGUCCUGAGAACACCCUUGCUAAGCGGCAAAUCGACUUGAAGAGGGAUGGGAUUUCCGGCGAAAAGGGAAUGCAGAAGCUGGGCUCUGCGGAUGGCAAGGUGGAAUGCACAUAUUGCUGGACGGUCAAGCGAGAUGUUUUUGAUAUCCCCAUGCUUAUUGUGAUGAAUUUUCUGCCUUGUAUAUAGGCCCAAAAUGUUUUGUGGUUGUUUUUGUUAUGCGCGCGUGGGGGUUUUUCUGUGAACAGAACAGGGUUUAUGAGUAUGAGCAUGGGAAAAUGUCGGUAUUUUGAGGCUUCGGUGUGUACAGGGCUUUUUGUGGAUGAAUUUUCCUGGCAAGUCAGCGAGCAGGGUUCGUCAGGCGGCUUGAUGUUACUGGUUAAGAGCACUAUCUACUGGAAGAAUGGAUGGCAAAUGUGUGGGAGGCACAUCCAGAAGUCUAUCUAAGUCUGAUCUAUACUUUCUGAAGAACUGUGAUUGAGCCUUCAGUGAAGUCCCGAGACUUUCACAUAUCCGACAUAUUCAUGGGAUUUCUCGGACGCCUGGCAUGCUCAUCCACCAUUCAAGCGGCCCGGAACCUUCGAGCGAUCCUUCUAACAGGUUUGGCGGGAAUGUCAUUCUUUCCUCAGAAUCUCCUUUUCCACUUUCGCCGUGUCAGUGGUUUUCAUCCAGUCAAAGUCCUUCAGCCACGGUUCGUCCUUGAAUUUUUCAUACGCCGGUCUCUGUAGACUCCGCCGGGCGACCUCACAAUCGGUCUUGAUAUCUUGGACAAGGGCCUCGAGCGAGACAUAGUCGUACUCGGGCCGGAUGAAGCCCAGGAUGAGCAGGUUCAGCGCGGCGCCGUAGAAGUCGUAGUCGAAGUCGUGCAGGAUGUGGAUUUCGACGCUGCGCACAG